This is a messenger RNA of Python bivittatus (Burmese python), 1186 nucleotides long. The record is from RefSeq and is a predicted model, not a curated record. Lineage: Eukaryota; Metazoa; Chordata; Lepidosauria; Squamata; Pythonidae.
GAGGCUCUCGCUGGGGCCGCGGAGAGGCCGGGCCCCUCGGACGCCGGCGGGACACGCGCGCCAGUUCAGGUUUCCUGUGGCUAAGCAAAGAAUUCGACACCAUGGAAAAUGAGGAAAAUGUGCUUCAGGAAGGCGAAGAGGAGGAGCUGAAAAUUUAUGGUUACAACUUUUGCCGAUGGAAGAUGGUUUUUGUGGCUGGAGGGGUGCUGUGCUCGGGUGGCCUCCUCCUCCUCCUCCUCUACUGGAUGCCUGAGUGGCGAGUGAAGGCAACCUGCCAGAGGGCUUCGCUGAGACGCUGCCAGGUGGUACUGCUGAGAACAACCGAUGAAUUCCAGAUAUGGUUCUGCGCAAAGGUCCGCACUGUGUUUUCCCUGGGGCACCAUCCAUUGGAGGCUCCAAAGCACCUGUCGUCGGAGAAGGUGGCCAAUGGUUCCAGCACUCCUUUGUGUGUCACUCCCUCUGAAGAGAAUGGCAUCUUGAACGGGUUCUCCCAGGCUCCGCAGCUUCAAGAGCUGCGCUAUUUCACCCACCACAGCGUGAAGUAUUUCUGGGAUGACGUGAUCCAGAACUUCAUUUCCAUAAAGGGUUUGGAUGAAUCCACUUCCUGCGCUUCAAUUCAUCAGGAGCACAGCACAGGAUUGACAAAGGAGAUGCAGGAUUACAGAAAGAUAUUCUACGGACUCAAUGAAAUUGCGGUCAAAGUGCCUUCCAUUUUUAAACUGUUGAUUAAAGAGGUAAGAGGUACCCUUUUGCUGUGGAAGGGGGUGGGGAACUGCUACUCUUGGCUGCCUGAGUCUCGAGAAAGAGUUACGGUGCGGGAACAACGAUCACUCAGCUCCUCUGUCUCACACUGCCUACGCGGGUUUCUGUGGGAAUCAGUUGACUUUAUCUCAAAAAGCAGAAAGGGUUGGGUUAUCAAUAAGAAAGUUCCAAAAUCUGUGUUACGGCAUAUCUUCAUUUGGCCAGCCUGUUCUUUAACCUGCUACGUAGUCUAAAAAUGUUCCUGCUUGUUAACCAGACUGCUUCAGUCUUCCAGCAACCUGGGAGCUGAGGAUGGAAAGAGCCCAGGCAGUGACAGGAUGACUGGGGGAGCAGGACUGGACCACCAUCCUGAAUGAGGCCUUUGCAGUCUGCUAUAGUGCCUAAUUCCUUUUUUGUUUGUUGUUAUUAUUGUUGGUCACAUAGU